AAUUUCCAGAGAUCUGUUCUACACGUACCAACGUCAUCCUUCCUGAACGGGAUCAGGUGUGCACAGUACCAUAGAACGGUCAGCAGCAUUACCGUUAUCAGACAUUCGCACAAUCACAGUUGCCGUGCAACGCUGACUUCCCGCCAAAUACAUACUUCUCUCUCAGUGCUCUAAGUUGGUGCACAGCAAGAAACGCCUUCAAUUGAUGAACAAACGAACAGAUCUCUCAGUUAUCCAUCACCCUUCAGGUCCCCCUUAACAGAUCACAAUGGCGCCGCUUGUCCCUCGGAUGCACGUCUUUGAAAUAGCCGACUUUCCCUGGUUUCCCAAUUUUCUGCGAGCCUAUUUCCAAGCCGCCCUCACCGCAGCCUGGACCACUCAUGUGCCCAUCCUGCAAAGCAGUUCCCCAGCCAGCCUCGUCGCGGGGCUCCUGACGACCCACCUAGGGGACAACAGAACCGAAACCAAUAUCCAUGAUUACGUCUUUAUAGAUUUCUGCGCCGGCGGCGGGGGGCCAACGCCAUCCAUCGAGAGGCACGUCAAUAUUGACCAACAGCGGGAGAAUAUAGAACUACCAGAGCCCGUCCAGUUUGUCCUGACCGACCUGCACCCGCACGUGGAACUCUGGUCGCAGGCCGCCACGCAGAGUCCCAACCUGUCGUAUGUGCGCGAGUCGGUCGACGCGUCGCGCGCGCCCCGGGACCUGACGGCGCGGUACACCCGCCAGGGGAAGAAGAAGGUGUUCCGCCUGUUCAACCUGGCCUUUCACCACUUUGACGAUGCCCUGGCACGGCGGAUUCUGAGGGAUACUGUGGAGGGGAGUCACGGGUUUGGGUGAGUCCACCACCGCCAGCACCCAGUCUUGUCCCGUGUUCUUGUUCGUGUCUGUGUUCCGGUCGUUUUGCGGUGAUGGAAUGCUAGGCGGGUUUAGGUAUUUAAGUGCUGACUGAAACCGGGGGACACUGUGGGACACGCAUAGAAUCUUCGAGCUGCAGGAUCGGAGUCUGGCCGGGUUUGUGACCUGC
Messenger RNA from Canariomyces notabilis, 1025 nucleotides. RefSeq lists its product as uncharacterized. Lineage: Eukaryota; Fungi; Ascomycota; Sordariomycetes; Sordariales; Chaetomiaceae. The transcript has 3 exons. The record is from RefSeq and is a predicted model, not a curated record. The coding region runs from base 269 to 838 and encodes 189 amino acids.